GUGUGAGGAUGAGGGAAGAGGAGCUGAGAGUCGCCUCGGGGUCAAAAGAUCAGAGAGGGGGGAAAAAAACUUGAGUUGAAAAGAGACAGAGUCAGAAACUCAAGGCCAAGGUCUCCCCACCCCUCACACACACACGCACACACACACACACACAGGUGUCGUCCCUCCCUGCAGGCAGAGCUUCACUGAUGAGAAGGUUUAUAAUUUGAGAGCAGCGGUCAGGAAAAAUGUGAAGCAUCCAUCAUGAGUGAUAACAGACGGGAUGUUGGACACUAAGUAUGAUGAAGGAAACCUCAACAGGAAAGAGCAAAUAUGUCCCUGCAAGGGUUACUUUACCCACAAUUCAUUCACGAGUCAUUUGAUUAGCCUUUCUCACCUCAACAGACCAAUAUGACACUGAUAGCUGAAUUAUAAACUAACAUGGUAAAUAAUCCAGUAUAACUUUGGUGAUAGUAGUUAUGAUCAUCUAAACAUGAGCCAAGACGCUGAUAUGAAAUUAAUAAAUUACCAUGGGAAAAAGAGGCCAGAUUCCCCUCUUGUGACCUGAGCCCUGAUUUCCUGGUGGUUCUUCAGUCCUGAGGUCAGACUAAAGGUUUUAGCUUCGACAACAACCAAAUCUGCAGGAAAGUCAGCCCUGAAAAUCGAUUCGACAAUCAAGGACACAACUGGGACACCAAACAGACACCCCUUGAGAGAUGGAUGUUGCCGACCGCUUGCUUCUCUAGUUAUACCAACUUUAGUAACGACCGCAGGAUAGCAAUACACAGCAAUACACAUUAAUGAUCAUAAAUGUUCCUCCUUGAGCUGCGUCACCCCGCUGUAGUCCGUAAUGGACUGGCCCGAGGUCUCGCUACAAACAAGCGGCUGCUGGAAGAGAGUAGGUGAGUUGUGUUUAGUCUCUUUGCUAAAGAAAUCAGGCAAAGUUAAAAAGAUGUUUGGUGGUUAGUGCUAUCGCUGUAACCCUAUAUGUACUGUUGAUGAAGUUAGGUGUGUUCUGAGCAUUAUUUGUGGCUAUAGAGUGGCGUUUUGGUUCAGGUUUGUUUAUAGCUCCUCAGACUGCUGUGUAUUGCUAUCAUGCGGUCAUUACUAAAGUUGGUUUAACUAGAGAAGCAAGUGUUCAGCAACAUUCAUCUCUCAAAAGGGUGUCUAACUCGGUGUUACGGUGUGUUUGACCCUAAAUUAAUUUCACGCCGGAAUAUCCCUUUAAGUCUCUGAUUUUUCACAUUAUUUGUGUGUGGAGAUAAUCUGGAGGAUAUGAGAUUUUUCCAGUAAAGCAGAGACAGUUUUGCCAAAUGAAAAGUGCAACAAAGAAGAGACAUGUCUUCAACCUGGUCAGUCCCACAAAGAGUUUUACUAGGUUUCUAAAAUAUGUGUGAAAAGUCAUGCAUGGAUUCAGUUUUGGGAGAUUUUACAUUUAAUCCUUAAUUAUAUUCACACUUAAUACUUUCUUUUAGAUUCAUAGGCACAUAAAAUGCACAAAACAGCACAGGGAGAGCAAAAACACUAAUACAAUAGCAGCAGUCCAAACCUUCACUGUGAUAAGGAGGAUGAAAAUUGUUUAAAUUAAUAUAGUUUGUUACUGUAAGACAUGAAAUGCUGUUUUUUUAAGUUUAAAAAGGAAUCAGUGAAGGAAAAGUUCAGAUAUUUUAGAUGUAGCACAGCCGAGCAGUGCACCUUGCACACAUAAGGUUGUGUUUUUUCAGCCAAAGCUUCAGCUCACACUCCACGCCCAUAACGUGUGUGCAGAGGCGGAGGAAGUCCACUCCGUGAACAGACGUACCAACACUCCUCCACGACGUACAGGGGACGCGCGUAAAAGCAACUGAGCUGCUCCGUCUGAACGACAACAUUCAACUCCCCCAGAGUGGAGCUGCCGGGACUUUCCCCUCGUCCUGUUUGAUGCGGGUCUUUGUCUUUAAGGUCAGGUACAUCUGGGCUUUGUUUCCUUGUAGCGACACGGGGGUGUGUUUCCUAUGAUGCUCGGACUUCACAAGAGUGUUUGCUCCACGCUUUGGAUCCACAAUGUGAGGAUUAGUGUCGGUAGAAACAAGGACGCUGCGUAAAGGAGAAGCUGAGCUUUUCGGUGUGUCCAGUGAAGCUUGUGUCAGUCCAGACUAAAGGAACGGGAUGGGGCCGACAUCUGCACUGAUUCUCAUCGCUUUGUUGGGUAAGAAACUUUUACAUGCAUCGACUUUUGUCCUUUUUGUGCAGCAGGAAAGGAAGUUUGUGUUUUCAAAGUGGACAAAAGAUGGAAAACAAGAUUCCUGCAGUCAGUAAAAGACAUUUUUAUCCCCACACUUGAGCCCCAAAUCCUCAAUUUGAAACUUUGGAUUUGGAGACUCUUUCCUUUGCACACCUGUUAACCAUCUCGCAUGUGUGUGUUUGUGUCUCCCUGUCCACCAGGGUUAAUAAGAAUGACAAAGUUGUCCCUCAUGCCUUGGUGAUGAACAUAUUUGAAGGCUAAAAGCCAAUAAAAAUCUCCCUCCAGGGCUGCCGGACAGAUGAAAGUGCUUUAAGAGUUAAGAGCCACUUAAAAACAUCCAUUCCUGCUCAAACCCCUGUCUGAGCAGCAGAGGAUUAUGGGACUGCAGUUGACUCGGUCCAUCUGUUGUCAGAGAUAGUUGAAGGAAACACUUGGCUGUGACUUCAAAUGAGCGGGUUGAGAUAAGACGAUAUUUUGGGGAUGAUGUACUCUUGAGUGAGUCUAACGUUCAAUUAGGAGGUGUGUUAUUGCAGCUUUUCUUAGUGCCAAUGAAAGUGAGCUGUCAGCUUUGAUUAGUGUGUGAUGUGAGUUUACAAAGGAGGGUGAAAACCUCAGCAGACUGAUCUUCUCCAAAAGCAAGAGGGUGAGAGAGCUUUGUGUGCUCGAUAUGGUUUUUCUGAGACGAUGCCGAUAGUAGAAAUCAAUACCAACCUGCUCUUGAUGGCCAAUACUGAAAAAAGGACCCAACUUUUGUUUUCUUGAAGUUCUUUAAAGGGAUUAUUAGAUAAGAUAGAUUGAAACGCAGACAGAAGUCUCGCAGUUGAGGGUUGUAGCAGCAAAGACAAGCAACCGCAACCUCCACACAUCGACCAAACUCAGUCAAACUAGCGCCCUUAAAAAGUGGAUUUAGUGAGCGAGGACACUCACCCUUCACCCUUCAUCUUGUUAAAUCGACUGCAUCUUGAUGAAUAAUAGAAUACUCUAUAAAAGGCUUUAUUGAUCCAAUAUUGUGGAUCCCCUAAGCUGAGGAGUGUGCAUGAGUGCCGGCUCAUCCUGCAGCUCUUUCUGUCCCUUUUUUUCUUCUUUGUGGUGAAGUUGGAGCCAAAGCUGUUUGUGGGUCUGCUUCACAAGUUUCAGUUUUACCAGCAUGUGCAGGAGCAGAGUGUAAAAGACUGUAUUCAUGUGACUGAUAGUGAUGUGAGAAACCUUCAAGACAAACAUCAAGGAAUGACCAACUGUAGGUGUCAAUAUAAGCUCAGUCCGUGCUGUAGACAUACUAGCGUCAAACUCCUGCCCACUCCUCUGCCAAAAGAGACUUCAAUUUUGCUGAUACGUCACCGCCAAAGGGCCAAAAACCAAGUUUUGUAACUGCAAAGGUGUACGUCAAAAUAACUCAGUAUCGUGGGAAACAAUUUGAGGAAUUUUGACAAAUUGCAGCCAGAGAAAGAGAAGAGAGGGAGGUCACGAGUUCAGACAUAAAACAACAGCAGAGAGAAGAGGAACGAAGGAUGCUAACCAUCAAAUGUGUUUGCUGCUUCAUCCAGUGAUGGGAACAGAAGUCAGAGGUGUUUUAAAUAUAGGAACAGAUGAACAGAAUGAACCGGUGAUGAAGUCUGUUUAGUAACUUCUCCACUUCUGUAUCACGUAGUUUUUCCCGUCUGAUGGGGUUUGAUGUUUAAAUAUCUGUAUUUAUGGACUACUUUAAAGACUUAUUUGACUUAAAAUCCACGCUUCAAAUCCACUCUUUCUCUUAACUAAAAUAACCGUAAAUAUAUUCCUGUUAUUAUAGGAGCGUAUAUUAGUGCAUUAAGAUAUUUAAUCAUUUGUCUUCAAGCUUCAAUCAGUUGGUCCAUCAGUUCGCACUUCAUUUUCCUGCAUUGUCUUCAUUAGUUUUUAAUGUUGUUUUUUAUCUGAGCAAAACCGUCAUGAUCCUCAGAUGUCGAGUCAUUCAGUUCUGUAACUUUUGAUUUACCGAAAGUAGCAUAAACUUUUAAAUAAAAGCAUAUUUUUACGGUGUAGGAAACUGAAACUUGAGACGGAAUAAAAACCAAAAUAAAGACAAGAUAAAAUCGGUCCAUACCUCACCUUGUUUUUUAAUGUCAAGUUGUCAGAAAACAGGAUAAUGCCGUUAUUGUGAUAUGUAAUCGCCACAGCACUUGUGAGGUGAAAAUGUGAUACCGUGACGUCAUUCAAAACAAAAAACAGUCCUUUUACUCUCGCCUUAACUUUGAGUUUGAAACUUUUUUCCAAAUUCUACCUUUUAGACUGUAAAAAAGACAAAUACUGGGUCAUUAUACUCUUUAUAAAACCUGCUAGAACAUCGUCUUUGUGAGUGUACCCGCAAUCUGACAUGGCACGUCUGUAAAGAGAGUUUGAGGGAUUUCCUUUAAAGAUGAAGUUAUUGGUUUUACCUUUUAUUGAUAGGACAGGUAUAGUGUCUGCGUUAGGUGGAGCCUUCUCUUCUGACUGACCAGCGCUGUGGAUGUUUGAGUCUCUGUGUAAAAGGACAUUUGUUGUUUGGAUAUGACAGCCUCAUUUCUGCCCUUUCUCUGUUGAUGUUAGCAUCACUGCUUGAGUGAUCUUGAGCAGCCGGCGUAGAUGUAGACUGUCGUUACCUGCCAAAGACAAUAUUUUCUAUUCAGUUACAAAGUCAAAGUGAUAUUCUAGCCUGUGUGAACUAACUCACUUUUUUCUCUUUAUAUUUGAUCUAUUGGAGAUGAAAGUCUCUCAUAAUAAUUAAAACAAGCGUCAUCUCCCUCCUUUAACCUUUACUACUGUAUUUACCUCUCACCUCUAGAUCUAAAGUUUAGGUCCCUCAGUGUCGAAGUUAUUCUCACUCCCCCCUGAAGUCCACAUGUAAAGACAACAUUCAGCACAGUCCUUUCUCCGCUCUCUGCUUCAGCACUUCUGGAUUUUUCUCUUCCCAUAAACGAUGUGGAGCCUCUCUGCUUGUCCGGGGUCCCGGUGCUGUGACCUCACUGGUGGGAGUGGGCCAACUGGAAAUGUUCAGUGUGGUUCAGGGCUCUGGGAGUUUUGUGGGUGCUUUGAUUUAGAUAGAGAGCAGCAGUUUGGGAACACAGCGGCGGAGAUGAGGGACGGGAGAGGGUUUGAGUCCAGCCGCUCUGAUUGUUUUAAUGAAAGCCCAGUUUUUUUUAAAAGACAGAAACGAGUUCAUUACUGAACGACUCUUCCUCUUAAAGACGACUCCAACAAACAGGCUACACAUAAAAUCUUAUAAUCAUCCCCUCGUUUAUUUCCAUGUCAGCCUGUUUUCCAUUUGGUGUUCUUGUUUGGCUCUGAUGGAAGAAAACUCUCCAGAAAACCGUCUGUAACUGAGUUUAAAAUGACUCUAAAUGAAAACCUUGUUUAUAUUUUUUCUUUAUUCUCUAAAAGACAAAUCUGCGGGUGGACGUAGCUGACUCUGGAUCAGGUGUGUUGCUGCUUCACCGUCAAACAUCAGCUACCAAACAUGUCAUUUACCAACACCUGCAGCCAAAACCACACAGUAAAAUGCACGCCCGACAAGUGUUUUUCUGUAAUUUGCUGUAAACUAUCCACUCAUUGAGGAGUAGAUCUGCUUUCUUUUUACAUUUCACAUGGUUUUGAGCGAGAUCUAAGUGAGAAGGUUCCUGGUUUAUUUUAAAGCUGGGAAGCUUCAGAGUAAAUUCCUAAAAUGCUCCAUGUAUUUCUCAAGAUCUCCAUUUAUAAUCACUGCUGGCAGGAGUUUAACAUUACCCAGAAUUCACAGGAGGCUGCAGCACGAUGCGAGGAGGUAAUUAAUCAUUAACUUCUCAUAGUGACUGGAUAAUAUCUCCUGUCUGGUGUAAAUUAGCUUUUUUUUUUUGUGGUGUUUUCUGCAGCACUGUGACACCAUUUUUUCAUGAAUUUUCUGUUUUCUCAGCUCCUCUUAUCUCCCUUUUUAAAGUUAUUUCCAUUAACUGUUUAUAUAAAAAAAAAAACACACAAAUGGUUUCUAACAAGGAGUUUUGAAAGACAUUUAUGGUCAUCACCAAGUUGGAAAUGCUGACUCCUUCUAACUUUAAUCAAAGAGGUGAAGCGCAGGUAGAUAUGGGAAACAAUUAGAUGCAUUUCCACUCUCAAAAGGAGGAAAAGUUACCCAAAUAGACGAGCCAUGCUGUCCUGAUGUUGGGGUAUCAGGCCAAACCUAAACUGCAACAACUGGAAUUUAAACUUUAUUUGAUCAGUAAAUGCGUAUACUUUAAGUAUUGUAAGUCUGUUUUAUAUACAUUUUCAUUCAUAUCAGUGAAUGCUUUCAUAUAUGGCUAUCAGGAGUUUAUAGUCAGCUGCUUAAUUCACACAGACACCAGCGGAGCAGUGGGAGGGGCACAGAAAUGGCUGCAAAGAAAGAGAGAGAUCAUAACCUGAUUUUAUAAAAUAGCCAACAUGCAGCAAACAAGACAAAUGACGAUCUAUUUUUUCAGCUGAAUGUCACCACAGGCUUGAUUAAAGAGCUUUGCCCUAGACAGAAUUUCAAAAUAAAAGCAUUGUUUAAAAAAAAUCAAUGGGAGUCUUUCCACAGUAACAGUGUGGAUAUGGCUUUUAUUUUGAAAAGCAUUCUAGAAGUCCAGCAAUGGUAUGUUUUUCAUGCAGGUAAACAGAAAGCAAACACAGACCUCAUCUUAUUAUUUUUCUAUGUGUAUUUUUGGCCGAAUUGGAGGAAUUGGACAAGAGUGGUCUGCUUAAUAUGUUAGCAUGCACGCCAAAAAUCUGAGGUUCUGAGUUCUGAGGACACGCAUCAGGAUACACUUAGGAACGGAAACUUCAGCUAAAUUAAGGAUAACUUCACCAAACUGUGCUGGACUUAACAGGACAGCAUGGUAGAAGGGACCAUUAGCCUCCGAGUAGGGCUGGAUGAAUAAAAGUUGGUUUUGGAUGUGUGUAGGUUGGCUAUGGUCUCAUGUCACUUUAAGAGGCUGUCCUACGUCAGAGACAAAGAGGGAAAGACAGGUGAGGAGAUGGAGGACGGUUCAAAAGUAGACAAAGUUAAUGUGGGAGGGGGUGAGCAGCUUGUGGAGUAGUUAUCGUCCAUUUAUCGUUAUCGAGGUGAACUGCUCAAUAUAUCGUGAUAUUGAUUUGAGGCCAUAUCACCCAGCCCUAUAUCAGAGCACUGUAUUUGUUCUAGUAGGUCAUGAAAAGGCGUCACUGCUAAUGUAAGUCUGUUUCAUACUCUGUUUAAAAACUCCUUACAAGACCUUUUAAAGAGCUUUGAAGACAGUCCACAGAGAAAUCUAUGACCAAAGUAGAAAACACAAAUAAUUUGCCGUGGAAAUCGUCGUUUCCUCACAUCGUUGCAAUAGCAUGAAAAUAUGGCGCAUGUGAGUUUCACCUGCUUUUAAACUUGAGGCUCUAUUUAAACAACGUAAACCUCACUGAGGUUAAAAACGUGUUUACAUUACAGACUCUGGUGCUUUUAUCCCUAAUCAUUAUAACAACAUGCUUAUGCAGCCACACUUUGCUUUGGGUCUGAGCGCAAGUGCAAAAACACCUCACACACACACACACAAAAACACACAUGCUCUCACACAUUACACAAAGCAAACUGUGAAGCCUCCUCUCUUUGAUUCCGGACGCGGCUUCAGCCAGGAGAGCGGCGUUACUAAACGCCACCAGCUGAGUCUGAGGAUCAGGUCUCCUCAGCGUCCACUGUUUCCACUGAGCUGGAGCUGUGAUGUGCUGCUUUACUCACAAGCCCGGGCUCACACUUACGCUUGGGUGUAAAACAACUGGAUGAAGUUUGGCUCUCCACGGAGCUUUUGGCUUCUUUUAAUCACAUGUUUUUUUCCUCCUCCCUCCGUGUGUUCCUGGGUUCAAAUUAAAAGCACACAGGCGACCGCAGAGGCAUUCCAGGGCGUUAAACGAUAUUACCAGGCAAGUCGGGUCUGAUAGAAAGAAUUUGAAGCAAAGUCUUCAUAUUUCAAGGUAGAUUUUGAUGAUAUUAGAGUAUUAUAUGGAAAAAAUCCCUGCUGGAAUGUGAGCUUCAAGGCUUUUUAUUUGGCUGCGGGCUUUGAAAAUGCUUUCAUUUCCGAUAUUUUAUCCCCUUAAGCUCAGACGAUUGUUGAAGGUAUUGUUGUUUCAUAUGGUGCGUCGAGGUUUACGCGGACAGGGUGGGAACUUAGAGAUUUCAAAUGUCAAUACUGCUUGUGUCGUUUCAUCUUUGGUUUACAGCUCGAUUUCAGGGUUUGCAGAAAUCCAGUUACCAACUUAAGCUUUGACUCUUCAUCACAUGUUCAGCUUCUAUUAACCCUGAAAGAGUCCACUCAGACCAGGUGUUGCAGGUCACCGAUAAAGCCCUGUAAUCCCCCGGGUGAUGACAUGAGUUAAAAUGACUCAAUAAAACCUUGUAAGCUCUUCAAAGAGGCCCGGAUGAUUGAAUAAGCAGAGCGAAAACAUGAGAGGGAAACUUCAAACUAACAAGAUAACUUCUUCGUCUUUUUGAUCUCGGUCUAAUUAACUUCCUUAUUGCUUUCCCUAAAAGCUUUUGUGCUUCGUUUUAUGAGGGUGAAAAGAUCUAAAAGGAAAAAUCUCCGUCAGAAUAAACUUAUUUCUCAGCGGUUUACCAAACAACUCGACCUCAAUGAGGCAAAUAUAUGUGGUUUGAAACAUCCUCAAAUGGCCACAGUGCAUCUAUUAUGUGUUUAAACCCAAAGAACUCACUCACAAGACAUAAAACAUGAUCAUAUCCUCGAAGUCUGACAUUUUUUUCUGAUUAUUAAGCCCCAAAAGAAGAAAAAAAAUCACAACUCUCAUUAAAGUUUAACAUUUGGGGUCUUGGGGUUUUUUCCUCUGCAGGCUUGGCUGAAGGUUCGUCCCUCCACCACUCGGACGAUCGGUCCAGCCGGCUCUCCUUGGAGAAAACCUUCGGCCGGCUGGUCAAAGACUCUCAGUGUCAGCACAUGUUGAAGCACCUGCACAAUGGAGCCAGAAUCACCGUGCAGAUGCCUCCAAACGUGGAGGGACACUGGGUUUCCACCAGGUAAGCAAAUAAAGUCCUACACCUCCUGUGAGGAAAAGCGAAGGCAAAAUGAAGUGCAAAUAACUGCAGUUCCUAAAGUGUCCACUAAAGGGCAGACUUUGAAUCUGUUUUCUGUUGCAGCUGUGAGGUGAGACCAGGUCCGGAGUUCCUGACACGCUCCUACAUUUUCUACUCCAACAACACCUUCCAGGCUUACCAGUUCUACUACGAGGACAACCACUGCACCAGAUCCACCUACACGCUGGUGAUCCGGGGCCGCCUGCGCCUGCGUCAGGCCUCCUGGAUCAUCCGCGGGGGAACAGAGGCGGAGUACCACCUCCACAGAGUCCAGAUGGUUUGUCACACGGCCACGGUGGCCAAAGAGCUCAGCCAGAGACUGAACCGAAGCUGCAGAGGAGCCGUGAAGGGCCCCUGGGAGCCCAACGUGAUCCACGAGCUGUGGAGCGAGGAGGGCGGCUACGACUGCUCCAGAGAACUCAACUUCACCAUGCACGAGCUGCAGCUGCUGCGGGUGGAGAAGCAGUACCUGCACCACAACCUGGACCACCUUGUAGAGGAGCUGUUUCUGGGGGACAUUCACACCGAGCCGUCACAGAGGCUGUACUACAAGCCGUCCAGCUACCAGACCGCCCUGCAAAACGCCAAGGUAAGUCCUCCAUGAGCCUCAGUCAGUUAGAGGGAUGAUGGGAAAAGUCGUCCUGGAGCUCAGACUGAUUUUCACAGCACUUGAAGUUUAGAGGGAAGCUGGCAGGUCAAAGAAUCUUUUAGAUUUUAAACCUACACCAAGUUGACUAAAUUAUGACCUGGUUACUAUGACAACAAGACAGACUCUGGGUUGGGAAAAGUCUCUCACCUGGGAUUUCCAUCGCAUCCGGAACGGCUGUGAUUUUCGGUGUACGCCAAUUCCUACCGGAUCCGUUUGUGAGGUGAAUUUCUUGGCGGAUAACGGACAGCAGGAAUCGUGAAAACUCGCAAGAACCCGCAGAUUCACGUACAAUCGCACAAGUCGUCUUAAGCCACAGAGGCUAACCAUAUAAGCAGUAGAUUGUGUCCUUCCAGAGGAGGAAAUCUACUUCUAGACUAAUAAAAUCAACAUCCUCUCAUCUAUGGUGUCAUCAGGGUGAAAUUCUGUCUAUAAACAUUUCACUUGUUUGUCCCCGCCCAUUUGCGUGGUGUGAAAUAUAAUCCGCCUGAAACACGGAGUGUUUUAUUUUGAAAAGAAGCCGGAUGUUUUAUUUUGUGUCUGUGCCCGACUUCCUUUCCAGCACGGGUUAAUCUGUGCUGAAUUUAUCCGGCAUGCUCUGGUGUCCGGAAAAAAUAGAACUCUUGCUAUCAGCUGAGGAGUCCAGCGAUCCGCAGCGGAACGGAAAGAAUCCGGUGGAAAAUAGACACUUUAACUUGAAUGGUUACGAAAGUUUUCCCAUCCAGUAUUUGUAGAUAUUGAAUAAACGUCUUCUCAUAAACUACAUAUUACUGUAAAAUCUGUAACUAUUCCAAGAUUUGAUUCACAUUCACUUACAUUUUGAGUUGAACCUCGUAUAAAUCUUGCUAAAAUGAUUGUAUUACAGAGCGCUCUGGUCACCAAAGGAGAAAUGAGUCCAUAUUUGGAUGCUGUGGAUGAUUUAGUUAGCCGCAGAUUCCUGUCAUCUAUGAAUCAGGUAUAUUCUUGUUUGGAGGUCUGACUACCUCCAUCAUCAGAGCUCCUGACUGCCUGUGUUUGCCGUUUUUGUCCUUCUGUGGUGAGAGCUCAUAAACCUUCUUGUUGACUUCACACAGCCCAUAAACUAAAACGUCGAGUUCAUGAUUCAUGAUAAUUUUCUUUCAGAAAAGAAAACAUUAAAAUGAAUCUUUGCACAUUGAAGUAACCGUUGGAAAGAAACACUGUCAGUCAUUUCUGUCCUUAAAUAACCCAUAAAAUAGAGUAUUUGUAGAAACUAUGACAUAAAAAUUGGUUUUCAAACAUACUUAAGUUGGAAAACUGUCCUUUGGCUGGUUGAAAUGAGGUCUUGUGGACAUUUAGAGCUGAUUUCAUCCUGUUUUCGCCAAAUUCAAUAUCAUAAUCUCGAUUAGUGAUCCCAGGAACGGGAAAGCAGACUAAAGUUUAAUUCCAGUCAGAACAUAAGAGGCCCAUUUCCCUUGAGAGUAAGUGUAAUAUUUAGAUCUGCAGAAUCCUUUGUUAGUCAGUUCAUGGUUUUCCAGGAAUCAAACACUCUAACAUUCACCCUGCGGUUCCUAGCUCAUGUUGGCAAUGCUGCAGGAAGGAGGAUUUACUGUUUUCUCACUACAGCUGUCGGAGCUUAAAGGUUGAAUCUCCUGUAGCUUUGGAAGUGUUGCAGACACACCCACCUUUGGGAGGCGCUAUAUCAUAACUUGGAUGAAUUCCUCUGGGAUGCGCUCACAUUGUUUGUGUGAGCUGGAAUGCAUGACCAGGAGGGAGGUGAAGUUUUGUUCUCUGAGCACGAAGCUCUCUGCAGGACCUCUGCUGAACCCCACCAGCGCCGUGUCUUUGGCGACCAUACGGCCAAAGACCACACACUAAAAACAGCAAGACCCGACUGUAGGAACAGAGAUACUGUGUUCAAGCUUAUCUGGAGCAUGCACAGCUGUGAGAAGGUCAAAGAGAAUCUGAAAUAAAGUCGUUACAUAUCACUAGAGGUGGAUGGCGAAUGCUGCGGCGUUGAAUUAUUGCGAUUAUAAUCUGAAACAUUUGGAGCUUUAAAUCACCUGUCAGUCACAACAAACACUCAUAAAACCAUUCAGCGGUGUUUAAUCUUAAUCUGAUUUAGGAUCAGUGUGUUUGCCAGCUAUCUCGCCCUUUUGCACCCUAAACAUUUGCUCUUGCAGAAACCUGACACUGUGCACAUACAGAUUUCAUCUCUCAAAUGUAGCGUUAAGAAAGCGGCCUUUCUCUCCGCCGCUGUGCUCACAGAUGUAAUUUCUCUGUUGACUCUGCCGAGCAGCAGCUUCCCCGCGGAGCGAAACCCUAGAGUGAUGUUUUCACUGUCACCCUCCACAGAGAUUACAAUGAAAUCCCGCUCCGGUCUGCCGUCUAAAUAAACAUCCACGCACGCGGGGGGAGACGGGGCUCGGUGUUGCUGAUCAGAGUGUAAACAGAGGUUGGAGUUGUGAGCUGUGAUCUGACAUCUCCUCUGUGUCGUUUUAAUGACCAGAGCUGCUCUUUUAAAGCCCCUCUGGCUCGCCGAGCAGCAAUGUGAAACCCGGCCUAUAUCUGGGAGCCAUCAACAUGUGGUAUUCCUAGAAUUCGGAUUCAUGCGGUCGUAUGAAUUAUUCCAGAGAGCGCAUACCAGGUCUGAUUUCAUGCAUGCCUGAGGCUCAAAUCAAAGUGUUACAUGUGCUCGCCUUGGUAUUGUUCUGAGCGGAAAGAAAGGACAGCUCUGGAUGAGCUGUGUGAACUUGCAAACAACCCUCACAUAUGAUUACAGCUGUCCUUAAAGGGAUAUUCCGGCGUAAAACUAAGUUAGGGUCAAACACGCUGAGUUAGACACCCCUCGAGAGAUGAAUGUUGACGACCGCUUGCUUCUCUGGUUAUACCAACUUUAGUAACGACCGCACGAUAGCAAUACAGAGAGCCACGCGCUCAACCAAAACGCCACUCUAUAGCCACAAAUAAUGCUCAGAACAGCACCUAACUUCAUCAACAGUACGUACAGGGUCCCAGCAACAGUACUCGCCUCCAAACAGCUUUUUAACUUUGCCUAAUUUCUCUAGCAAAGAGACUAAAACACAACUCACCUCUUACGAGACCUCAGGCAAGUCCAUUACGGACAACAGCGGAGUUUCGCAGGUCAAGGAAGAACAUUUGUGAUCAUUUCUUCAUGGAAAUGCAAUCAGACCGUGACGCUAAGGUAGAAGAACUACCGCGUCUGCAGUGCAAAAUGAUUAAUAUGGUGAUUAUUACUUCAAGGAAAUGAUAAAUUAAUGAUCAUAAAUGUUCUUCCUUGAGCUGCGACACCCCGCUGCCGUCAAUUGACUCGCCUGAGGUCUCGCUACAAACAAACGGCUGCUGGAAGAGAGUAGGUGAGUUGUGUUUAGUCUCUUUGCGAAAGAAAUUAGGCAAAGUUAGAAAGAUGUUUUGUGGACAGUACUAUCACUGGGACCCUAUAUCUCCUGUUGAUGAAGUUAGGUGCUGUUCUGAGCAUUUUUUGUGGCUAUAGAGUGGCGUUUUAGUUGAAGUUUGUUUAUGGCUCCUCAGAGCGCUGUGUAUUGCUAUCCUGCCGUCGUUACUAAAGUUGGUGUAACUAGAGAAGCAAGCUGUCGGCAACAUUCAUCUCUCGAGGGGGUGUCUAACUUGGUGUUACGGUGUGUUUGACCCUAAAUUAAUUUUGCGCCAGAAUAUCCCUAUAAAGGCACAGUUCACCAUGUUUCAUUCUUUAUUUUCUCAUCAGAGUUGUUCAGACCAUGUUGACCAGUUUUAAAGCUUUGGUCAUACUCGGGCGCCGUUGGUCACUGGCUCUCCAAAAUGUCACAUUUAAAUUUGAUAUUUUUAUUGACAGUGUGGCAGAAAAUACCUCACUCCUUCCUACACGAAAAAGCGCCGAUUCCUACCACCUCCUGAGGUCGUCAUGGGUUCUUUUCAGGGCUUUUAUAUUGCCAGGGUGACUAUCCAAUCCAUUAAUCUUAAGCGUUUUACCCUGAGCUGGUCACGGUCCAGGACACUUACUGGUGCCAGCAUGUUCAUUUGUGGUCACUGGGUGGAUCUCGGCGGCGAUACGAGACCACAGCAGCAGACUUAGUUUUUAAAGGUUUGUUUCUCCUGUUUUCUCCGUUUUUCUGUUGCCUCGUUCGCUGUUGCGUCACAGAGGCGGACUUCAGACCACUUGAUAAUGGUCCUUGUUAGGAAGUGAUCUGUUUUUUAUGUUGUUGUUGUUGGUAAACUUGCUCUGUGGUCGUAAGGUUUUUAUAAGUUUCACUCACGCUGAGACUCAUUUGUGAGGUUGUUUUGUGUUUUUCUCAGUUUGUUUUAGGUUUUCAUUUAUUUUCUGGUUAAAGUACGCUUAAAACUCCACUUUACUGAUCUCUACAUCUGAAAACAUGGCUGUAAUGUCUCUGAAAUCAUCCAAACGUCUGUAAAGAUGGUGCUUUCUUCUCUCAUACAGGGUUAUCCCUAUAAAAAAACAAAUUAAAGAUGGCUGCCAUCCUUCUUGAUCUGCUGUGGUUUGGAUUCACUCAUUUCUACGUCACUUUAAGUACCACUACCUGCCAAAUGUGGCUGUAAAAAAUAAAAAUGGAUAACUGUAAUUUAUAUGAAUCGAGGGGAGUAAUAUCCUCCUCAUUUCCUGGUUUUCUCUGAAUCCAGUUCGAGUCUGAAAUGUUUUACUCCCCGCAUUAAAGCCAGCAGAUUUAUUGCAGCUCAAGCUCAUGCAGGUUUAAGAUAAUUGUUUGGCGAAACACACUUUAAGUGUGAGAGUAUUUUCUGUUUAUAGUCUCAUUUUAAAGGCUUGACCAUGUUUUACACAAACUGAGACUUUUUAAAACAGCAGCAGUACUUUCUUUUAACGGGUUUAAAGGCUCCUCUUUUUCAUCUCCACCUGAGUUAGAGCUCAGCUAUUUACUUAUUUUUCUAAACAGGGGAAGUUUUAACUUUUAAACUAUUUAAACUGAGAUCCAAACAUUAUUUUGAUCGUUAAUUACAAGUUUAGAGCCUGAAUAACGCUUCUGUAAGUGUGCUAAUGUUUGUAAAGCUGGCCUGAGGUCAGUCUGAAAUGGUUUGUGGUGAUUACGGCCUGAUUACAGUCUGACAUUUAUCACACUUUUAUUUCCUCUCUUCAGGGUGUGAUUUCCUCUGAGGAUCCUCAAGUCCAGUUGAUUUUCUCACUAAAACAUAUUUGAGCUUUUUAACAGAUUUUCCAGCCACCUCGUUCAGACACUGAUAAACAUGUUGACAUGCUCGUCUGAAUCACCUUCACUUAUUAACGUGCACUCAGAGCGGUGAACUUCUCAAGCAACAGAGAGAGUUUUUAGAUGUUUUUUUUAACCCUGGUUUCUGCCUGUCAGGCUCAUUUGCUCAGUCCUACGUAUGUCUGUUCACCCAAAAGGUUUUUUUUUUGCCCAAAAUACUCAACACUUUUUUUUUUAAUCCACUGAUAAUUGGUGGGAAAUGUCUUGACUUUAAAGUGACUCUUUUCAGAAGGACAGAUGUUUCAGGUGAGAAGACUUUUAGACCUCUCUUUUAUGAAGAUGAUGGUUUUGCUAAAUCUGGCAAUCCGGACAUUUCUUUGCUCUGCUGGUGUCAAAUCACUGACCUCUUUUUCUCUUAAUAACUGCCUCGGCUGUUUUUUUUCAGUGAAAUAUACAUGAAAUGUGAAGGAAAUGUUAAUAAACUAAUGAAUCUUAUUCCUCUUGUAACUAAUGAAGAAAUAAAUCAGAUCUUACAGUAUAGAUGAUAUAUUUUUUGUUUCUGUUCAUAUAAAGCACCAAAAAAAACUGUUAACUCAAUUGCAAUUCCCUUUCUGACCACUGGGUGGAGCUUUGGCAUAUGCUGCACAUCAGGUAGAGGCUUAUUGCAGUGAAGCAUGAGAACAAAAUGCUGUUUAAAUACUGUGCAGGCGAGGGUUGUACUUCAAGGUUUUUAGAUUUGUGUUUUAUUUUGCUUGAUGCACUUUUUUUUUGGGACUCGUGACCAAAUACUUGACAGACUUCCACCUGAUAAGUCUGUUAAGUUUCUCAAAUGGCACCUUUUUCAAGAAUUUGCCCAUCUUCAAAUGCAUGAAGGGUGAACACCGUCAGAUUGAGGACAUGCUCCUGGUUGUGGGAUUUCUGUUUUUGGCUCCCUCCAUCAGGCUGUGUGUGUUUUAUGAGCUUUAAGUUCCUGCAGAUCUGGAACAUGUUCUCCACACCUGCAUCAUAAACGCUCCCUCAUCCCGCCUCGUACUUUCUCCUCACCUCUUAUAUACGUAUGCUGAAACAUAUAUGCAUAUUUAUUUCUCUGCUCUCUGUAUUUAUUUCUCUUUCCUCCUUACACAUAUUUAUUCUCUCUCAGGGCACAAACGCUGCUCUAUGCUCUCAUCCACACAGAGCUGGAUUCACAGGAGGCCUCGCUCCAGUCGGCCCAUUAACCUCUCGCUCUGAGGCGGUUCUGGAGCUGCACUGGGAUUAUCUCACCCAGACGAUGGAGCGAUACCUUGUUUUUUUCCCUCUGCUUUGAGCAUUUUCUGCUUUUUCACUCCCCAUAAAUCUCCUGAGGACAGAGUGUUGUCUGGGAAAGGAGUGAUUGUGUCGGGGAGUUUGGGUCUUAAAUUUUGACCACCCUCAAAUAACAAAAACUCCACCGCCUCCCUGGAGUGUCUCAGACUUUUUGGAGGAGGUUUUGUGGAGCGCAGUGUGACUGCUUCCUGCGUUUCUCCUGCCAGAGAUCACAGCUGUCCCGUCUGUGGAUUCUCUGCUUGUCUACUGUAAAUGAUUAAUGGUCAUUUAGAUGGACAAAAACGAGAUUUGUACAUUUUUUAGGCUGAAUGAAAGACAUCCUGCUGUUGUUUGCAUGUGAAAUGAAAGGUUAUCUCGCCCCUCGCUGUGUGACAUCCUGUUGUCACGGCAGGACAUCUGUGUUUGACAAAGAAAUGAUGUGAUCAUCCAGAGAAAAUGCUGGAACUGUCUCCCAUAGCAGGGGUUCAGACUGAAGGAAACUGUUUCUCCUCCUUCAACUCUGAACAGACACCAGAGGUCCUUUAUUUGGAUUUUUAUGACGCAAUAUACAGAUGAUGGAUUGAAAAAGCUUUCAGCUCUGACAGAUUUUAUACAGUAAAAAAAAAAGUUUCCCUGGAACUUCAGUGUCGAUUUGUCAAAUAAUGAAUUUAGCUUGAACAGCUGAUUUUAUUGAGUCAGGAGCUGAGCACUUCACCUUUAAUAACUUACUUUAAAAUUAGAGUAAUAAUGUUCUCAAGUUUCAAUCAUCCAGUCAACAUAGAAAAAAAUAUUUCUAUGGAAAACUAAAAAGUACAUCUACUACAUACAUAAAUAGUUUCCGUUUUUACUGAAGAUACUUGAAUCUCCUGUUAGGAGUUUUAGCUGGUUAUGAAACAGAUGGAUUUUUGUCUCUUUAUGACCAAAAAAGUGUUUUAAAGGUCUGAUAUGUGACGCCAAUGGCCUGGCAGACCAAGUGGCUUCCAUCCAGCAUGUCACUUCCUGCUCUUUCCUAUCGUUUCCUGCCCCGCCCACCAUCCUCUUCUGUCAAAUAAGGGUCAAAAAGCCCCCCAAGAGUCUUUACAAAAGUUCCAUUUUAUCCCCAUUAGCAACAUGACCUAGAUAGGUUACCAACUUUAUUUUCCAUGCAGUUGAAAGUGGGCGGGGAUUCUGUCAAAGUGAGAUGCUGCACUGAUUGGUUGCUUGGAAGAUCUUUGGGGGGGGACAAACAUGGCGAGCUCUCCAGAAGAACCCUAAAACCUCGUACACAUGAUUCAGAAUUUGACGUCAAACAGAAGGAAGGAAAAAUGUGUUUGUUUUAUAUACAAAGUAUAAUAUGACGUUUAGGAUGCACAUGUUCAGAACAAGAUCAUUAAUUAUCACUUUGUCCACAAGGGGGCGCCCUGACAGGUCCUCAGAGGAGCUUAAAGAGUUCAAAUCAGACUUUUUACCGAGUGAUUUUCUCAUAUUGCGUGAAAAUUUGCCUUUGUCUGAUGCUGCAUGUUGAUAUAGAGUAACAAAGACUUUGAAAAGCUGUAGUAUAGUUAUAUUUAUUAGGGGAAGUAAGUCAGUUUUUAGAUUUCACAGAGUACGACUAUGAUGGAACGAUUAUUUUGUACUUUUUAAAGAGAAAAAAAAAAACAGAUUAGACCCGUGAACAUGAGAUCUCAUUUCCUCAAAAAUCAAGAACUUAAACUUUUCCUAAGAAAGGAGGUGAAAAGCAAAACUUGGAGAAGUUACAACUUCGAAAAACAAAAUCUCAUCAUGUUUUCUUUUUCGUUUCAGAACCAUGACCACGGCUGCAUCGCCUGUCGAAUCAUCCUCCGCUCCGACGAGUUCCACCCUCCCAUCCUGCCGCCGCGGGCCGACCUCACUGUGGGUUUGUACGGUCAGUGGGUGAGUCAGCGCUGUGAGGUUCGCCCUGAGGUCCUCUUCCUCACCCGCCACUUCAUCUUCCACGACAAAAACCACACCUGGGAGGGUCACUACUACCACUACUCUGACCCUGUCUGCAAACACCCGACCUUCACCAUCUACGCCCGCGGACGCUACAGCCGAGGACUCCACUCCACACAGGUCAUGGGCGGGACUGAGUUUGUCUUCAAAGGUAACUGGAUGUUAUAGUCAGUUAUCUGAAUGUUACAGCUGUUGUCCAAUGAAAGUCAACCAUUUUGAGCAUCUGAAUCAACUUUUGGUUUCUUUUUUAUUGUAUUCUGGACACAUCAAAGGUCAAGACUUAAAGAAGCUCUGGAUGGUGUAAAGUUUAAAGGUCCCCCUGUUUCUUCCCUCCUUUAGUGAACCACAUGAGAGUCACUCCCAUGGACUUGGCCACCACCUCCCUCCUCAAUGUCUUCAACGGUAACGAGUGCGGGGUUCAGGGCUCAUGGCAGAUCGGAGUGGAACAGGACGUCACAGUGACAAACGGCUGCGUGGCGUUGGGCAUCCGGCUCCCGCACACGGAGUACGAGCUCUUCAGGAUGGAACAGGACGCACAUGGACGCUACCUACUCUACAACGGCCAGCGCCCCAGUGACGGCUCCAGCCCCGACCGGCCCGAGAGGCGGGCCACCUCGUACCAGAUGCCGCUGGUUCAGUGUUCAGCGAACAGCCAGACGACUGACUUCAGCAGAGCGGACGGCAGCGACAGAACUCUGUCUCAACACAACGACUGCAGAGGACGGCACAGAGGCGGCCACAAACACGUCACGGUGGCUCUGGUCGCGUUCGUCAUGUGUUUGCUUCUCUGCUGGCAAAGCUAGAGAGAAGUUUUUUCACACCAAGACAAAAUAGUGUGGAUUUAAAAACUGAUCAGGGUGAACAAAAAGAUCAAACUUUAACCUCCUUGGAUGUGACAGAGGAGGAAAACUGGUGCCUCUACAUCUUCUAUCCAGACACCAAAGACCUGACCAUGCUGCACCACAGAAACUGCACUUUACAGUGGAACCAAAGACAGACCUGACUGUGUUUCCACAAAUAUACAAAGAUGUCAAUAUAUCAGACGGACCUGAGAGUAUGUUUUUAUACAGCGUAUUUACCUUCAACUAUCAAGUCAUUUCUUGGUACUGCAAAAAGACAAUGGACUCUUGAGGAAGAGCUCCCUGCAGGAGGAGAUGAGCGAGUGAGUGGACAGUCAGUGUUUACAGUUUAAGGGAACCAUUACGCCUUUAUUAGAAAUGACUUCAAUAAUUCCUUACAGUAAGAACUCAGCCUCAGCUAUGUUAUCUUUCUCACUUGUAGACUUUUACAGUUAUCUAAAUUUCAUUUCAAUCACAUUUCAGAUCAAUCACACCUGCUAUUUUUAACAUUAAACAACCAAGUUAACUUCACCGAACACUCUGAUGUAAAUCAACAUUAUAAAAACUAAACGCUUUGACAGAAAGUAUGUUUGAGAAAAGGUUAUUUGACACGUAUUUCAAUUUCCUAAUGUGACCCAUGUUCCAUCUGUCAACAUGGAGGGGGCAGGCUUUAAGAUCUAUCUGUGAGACCACGCCCACUUUUGAAUAAAAGCUGUCCAUCCAAAAUGUACAGUACUGGGGUAUUUGGCAUCUUGAAAUAAGUAAACUGUAAACUGUUUAACGGUUUUUGAAAGUGCAAAUCAAGAGGUCUGAGCAAGUCACGUUUUUCUAAUAAUAUUCAAAUUCAUGAUUGAUUAUUGGCCCCUGAAACUGAAGCUUCUCUGGAGAGGAAUAACUUCAGUGAACAAAUGUUUUAUUUUGAUAUCUCCUCCUGCAUAAAGGCUCCUAUAGUUCCUGUUUCAUUAUGCUUUUACUUUUAAGUUUCUACUUCUGGUGAAAGUUACAGAUUGAAAACAAUUAAAAGAUGGUCAAAAAGUGGCAGCCCCAGUUAAAAAAAACAGGCCCUAUAUACGGUUGCAUAACACAGUGAAAAGUGAAGUUUCAAGCAACAUAAACAGCACUCUUUUAAAACAGGAGCUGCUGCUGCCUCACUGGAUUCUUAAAGCCAUACUUGGUUAUUCAUGGAUUUCCACUCACAUCUUAUAUAUUUCUCAUUUUCAGAAGUGAGUACUGAAACCCAAAGUGCUGCUUUAAAUAUGAAUAGUGAAUGUUUGCUUCCUCUAAUAGAGCUAGAUUAAUGUGACAGCCUCUCAUCCUCGUCUCAAAGCAAUAAUGUCCCAUCAUAACUUUGAAGUUUUAAAUUACAGAUGAUCGUAAAAUUCUUGAAUUUAUGUUUUCCUUAUUCUGCGUUAAAUCUGGAUAUUCAAUAGCUUUCAAAUAAUAUAGUCUUCUCAAAACCCUGGAUCUAUUUCUGUCAAUCAAUGCAGAUGGACUGCUUUUACUCAAAAGAGGGCGGGGCCACAAUCUGAAGUCAAAGUUCCAGCCAAUCACCAGGGGGAGCUCUAAAAGAUGUGGCAGUUUCUCUGUACAUGGUCGUAUUUGAGAGAAAUUUGUGGACCGAAUCGUUUAGAUGAUGCUUGAAAUGUGUCAAAGUGAAAACAUCUGUGCAGGUACUUGAGUACUGUCUCUUAUUUUCUGUGUCCUACAUGGACGUGAAGGAUUUAAAGUUUGAGUACUAUGAGAAAACAGUUUAAUCCCAGCAGGACAAUUGAAAGAGAAACUUUUGGUAAUGUUUGUAUUUUAGACUGUAAAUUAACGAAACACUUCUUUAAGGUGUCUGAUGUACAAACUGGUGCUACAAAUGAAGCUCUGUCGUGUGACAGAAAACAGGAGACUCAGGUCCUAUCAGAAAUGUUGGUCAUUAUGAGGAAGAUUUUGCGGGGUUAAUUUGGUUUUUGUUGGCCUCCAGUUUGAGUCAGAGGUCUGACAUGAAUAACUGGAUAUUUGUGAGUGUAACUAAGCGCUGUAUAAAAGAAAACCUGUUUUCAGAUUAAGUCGUUUCUGGAAAGGCAAACUUUAAAUAUGGGAUCAGAUUUGGCUCUGAACUGAUGCCACCAUGCUUCAGUUCAUGGACCAGGAUCUGUUUAAAAACUUAUUUUACUUCUACCCGACUAAAACCUUCAAAUCAUCAUCUUACCAGUUUUUUUUUCUCCAGUCUGUCAUCGGUGAUGCAGAGUUCCUAAACCAAACAAACAUGUAAACAAUGAAAUCUCCAAGAAAUGUCUUUGUAACUGGAUAUAUGUAUGAGAUUAAAUCCUUGAUAGUCUUUA
Molecule: messenger RNA, 21462 nt
Organism: Xyrichtys novacula (pearly razorfish)
Lineage: Eukaryota; Metazoa; Chordata; Actinopteri; Labriformes; Labridae
Source: the annotation of a GenBank genome assembly